Messenger RNA from Marmota monax (woodchuck), 1457 nucleotides. It is a transcript of the gene Jsrp1, whose product is annotated as junctional sarcoplasmic reticulum protein 1. NCBI's taxonomy places the organism in Eukaryota, Metazoa, Chordata, Mammalia, Rodentia, Sciuridae. The record is from RefSeq and is a predicted model, not a curated record. Gene Ontology annotation, biological process: regulation of ryanodine-sensitive calcium-release channel activity; skeletal muscle contraction. The transcript is spliced from 6 exons. Bases 269 to 1366 code for a protein of 365 amino acids. Gene Ontology annotation, cellular component: sarcoplasmic reticulum.
GGGCCUCCCUUCCUGGGGUGAGGGACCCACUGGAACUAGCAGCCAGAGGCCAUGGAGACCUCAAAAAGCAAGGUCUGGGGCUGACUUCAGGUUGGCCCCGUCUGCAGCCUCGGUUUCCUCACCUGCCAUAUGGGAACAGAGGCCGCGAGAGGAGGCCGGGGCCGUGGGCACGCUGGGACAGGAAGACCCCAGGACCCUCCUCCCCUGCCCUCAACUACUGUGGCCAGAGGGCCAGCCCCGGUCUGGGCCCACUGCUGCUCCAGUCUACAUGACAACCAGAGCCUCGGAGGAGCUGGACGGAGGCCUGGGCAGCUGCCUGGCCAGUGAGGACCUCUCUGCUUUGGCAGAUCCCUGCCCAGGCCGGCCUCCAGGGGACAAGCCUCCAGAGACCCCCAGGCUGGGCAACUCCAGCACCUGGCCCCAGGACUCUCGGGAGGCCGUGGCAGUGGGGAAUGUGGCCACCAAACCCCAGAAGAUGGAAAAGGAGCCUGUGGUCAGGGGGAGCCCAGGAGCUGGGAAGGAAGAGCUGAAAUCUGGAGCAGCCCCUCGGAGCGUCCCCGCACGUAAGAAGGCGCAGGCCGCGCCACCGCAGCCGCCACUGCCGCUCCCCGCCCUCGGGGAGGAGCUGCCCUGGGGAGACGUGACCCUCAACAAGUGCCUGGUGCUGGCCUCCCUGGUCGCCUUGCUGGGCUCCGCCUUCCAGCUGUGCCACGAUGCCAUGAUGGGGGAGGGGGCUGCCCCCACACCUGCCCCUGAGCCCUGGGUCCCUCGGAGUUCUCCCCACAAAGAGCCGGUGACUUCCCCGGUAAGCUUUCCAGCGGCUGCGGGAGGUGGGGCCCCUGUCCCUGUCCAGGAGAAAGGGGUGGGCCGCCUCCAGACCCACGCGCCCGUCUUACAGCCUGAGCCCACCAUCCGGGAGCCCCCAUCGAGACGGCCCGCUCCCCAGGCGGGGCCACCAGCUCUCCAGGGGAAGACAGAGGACAGUCCCGAGGUCCCCAUGACCAAGGAGGCCGCAGAGAAGGCUCCAGGGGAAACUGGGGAGGCCACCAGAGAGGCUGCUGGGGAGGACGGAGGGCCCAAGGAGAGGCGGCGGAAGGAGAGGCCGCGGAGGGAAGAGAGGCCGCCGAAGGAGAAAAUCCGAAAGGAGAAGCCGCGGAAGGAGAGGCCGCGGGUCGCCAGGGAGGCCCGGGAAGCCCUGCCCCGACGUUGGGAGGCACGCGGAAGGGGCCAUCGGCCCUGGGCGAAGGACCCCAGGUACCCUGAGCACAGGAAAAGGCAGGUCUGGGUCCCCCCGCGGCACCCUGACGACGAGGAGGACGGGCGUCCAGGCCGACGGAAGCUCCGCGCGGGCAAGGGGCGGGGCUGAGCCGGGCCCGGGUCCCUAGCGCGUCCCGGGUCCCAUCUGACUCCCCUCAACGGCCCGAGGCUCCAGCAAAAUAAAGCGAGUGCUGCGGCCA